AUGAUUGCGCUCUUUUUGGACAUUGUUGUCGUUUCUUUGAUUUUUCUCUUUUUUGCUUCCUACCACCGCCUAUUUUCGAGGCGAACAAAUAAAGGCUUAAUACAAACACAAAAAAGUUGGGGAACAGUUAUAGCUACUACAUUUAAUAAAACUACAAAUAAAGUCAAUAAUAAUAAUAAUUUUAAUAAUAAAAUGCCUAGCACGGCGAAAGAAAAUUUAAUUGAACAACAAAAAGUAACAAAAAUGAACCCGGAUACUCAAUCUAAACAACAAAUACUUUUUGAAGAUCCAGAAUUUCCUGCAAUCUGGCAGAGCAUAUAUUGCGAGGAGAGGGAGUCAGAUCUACCCUCUCCUAAAGGAAUAAUAUGGAAACGUCCUUGGGAAAUUAAUAGUAAUGCCUGUUUUAUUCGUAACCAGACAGACAAUUCAGCCUUUCAAUUAAAAGAUAUAGUCCAAGGCCAAUUACGCGAUUGUUGGUUGGCGGCCGCGUUUUUAGCGCUGAUCCAAUCAGAAGAACAUUUUAAUGCUGUUAUUGACCCAACUUUAAAUAAUAAAUUAAAUUCUGAAAAUUAUACAGGUUUUCGACAUUUAAAAAAAUUUUUUGGGUCAAUUUAG
This is a messenger RNA of Meloidogyne enterolobii, 615 nucleotides long. Lineage: Eukaryota; Metazoa; Nematoda; Chromadorea; Rhabditida; Meloidogynidae. The record is from the annotation of a GenBank genome assembly.